Molecule: messenger RNA, 939 nt
Organism: Rattus rattus (black rat)
Lineage: Eukaryota; Metazoa; Chordata; Mammalia; Rodentia; Muridae
Product: olfactory receptor 1052-like
Exons: 1
Coding region: 1-939 (312 amino acids)
Biological process (GO): sensory perception of smell; G protein-coupled receptor signaling pathway
Cellular component (GO): membrane
Molecular function (GO): olfactory receptor activity; G protein-coupled receptor activity; odorant binding
Source: RefSeq, a predicted model, not a curated record
AUGAGACUCUGGAAUCAUACAGGUGUGAAAGAAUUCAUACUAGUCGGAUUAACAGAAAACCUUAAUUGGCAAGUCGGGCUCUUUCUCCUUUUCAGCAUAGUUUAUUUUAUCAUUCUUGUGGGUAACUGGGGGAUGAUUCUCUUGAUCUGGUUAAAUGCCCAACUUCAUACACCAAUGUAUUUCUUUCUUAGUAACCUCUCUUUUUGUGACAUCUGCUAUUCUACUGUUAUUGCUCCUAAAAUGCUCAUUAAUUUCCUGUCAGAAUACAAGUCUAGCACAUUCUUUGGUUGUGUUAUUCAGAGUUUCUUUUUUGCAGUGUAUAUAACUACAGAAGGUAUACUCUUGUCUGUGAUGGCUUAUGAUUGUUAUGUAGCAAUCGGAAACCCCUUAAUGUAUACAGUUAUUAUGACACACAGCAUCUGCAGUCAGAUGGUCCUUGCAUGUUACUUGGGUGGCCUCAUUAAUUCCCUGACUCACACAAUGGGUUUACUCAGACUGGACUCCUGUGGUCCCCACACUGUGAAUCAUUUCUUCUGUGACAUCCCUCCUCUUUUGAAGCUUUCAUGCUCUGAUGCACACAUCAAUGAGAUGCUGCUUUUGGUCUUCUCUGGAGUGAUUGGUAUUUUCACUUUCAUCAUUGUCAUGGUGUCCUAUAUUCAAAUUAUCAUUGCCAUCCUGAGAAUCCGCUCAGCUGAGGGAAGGCGCAAAGCCUUCUCCACUUGUGCCUCACAUCUAACAGCUGUGACAUUAUUUUAUGGUUCUGUGACAUUUAGCUAUAUCCAGCCAAGUUCUCAAUACUCCAUGGAACAGGAAAAAGUCUCUGCUGUGUUUUACACCUUGGUCAUCCCCAUGCUGAACCCUCUAAUUUACAGCCUGAGGAACAAAGAUGUGAAAGAAGCAGCCAAGAGGUCAGUUUAUAGGGAGAGGAGUGGCCCUUGA